GGUGGAUGCACGGCCGACCGACGACGACGAGGACGACGGCGGCGACGUCGACGUCGCCGAGGACGAGCGUAGCAGACUACCAGCGAAACUCGCCGCGCGAGAGAUAGUUCGCCUGCCGACGGAGUAAUCAGUCGUUCUCGCAACGUUCCUGAAGAAACGUGCGUGUUGUGUUGUUAUUUGCAUCGUUCGCAAAGUCCGCCGCGAAAGCCAUUGUGAGGCCACUCGAGGGAGAUUCUACGAGUGCAGCUUCGAGGUAUCGUUCGAAGCCGUAGCAAAACGCUGAAUUCAAAUUCGAAGAAGUAUAUGAAAUAAAUCAAGGAGGUUGGCGUCGAGGAGAAGGAGGAUCGUCGAUCGUUUGUGAUAUCGCUAGUCAAAGAUCCGAUAAGCAAAAUACCGAAUUUUAAGGACGAACGAUACUUUCGGAUCGUGAAUCGCGUUCGAGGAAGUGCUUUGAAUGUGCAUCAAUAGUGCUUCAGGAGUGCAGCUUGAGAACACGUCGGCAUACGGCUGUCUGUAAAAGCGAGCUGACGACACGCAAAGGACAAGAGUCAAAGUAUCAAAUAGGGUGUUUCGGUGUGUCGAUCCAGUGUUUUUGUUCACCUGGCUCAUCCUCCCUCCGAGAGGCGGAGGGCGGUAAAGCAUCGAUCGUUCGCCAUUUUGCGCGACGGCCGACAUCUUUUGCGCGCAUCGACGACAUCUUGCCGCGUGACAUCUUCAACGAUACGGAAGCUACAGAGGCUGCAGACCUAUAUUAAGCGAUAGGGACAGAUUAUUCGCAUAUAUAUUUCUUGAAUACGUCUCGCGUUCUCUCUCCUUCUCUUAUCGAUCAUCGUAAACGACCGUCAUAUUAUCUGUAACGUUCUCCCAUCGCGGAGAGACUACGCAAAAUUUCGCAUAGUGUGAUAGGAAAAGGAACAAUUUGGCAGAGAAACAGGAAAUAAAUCGGAGCCCAACGUCGCGGAAGGAAGAAAAAGUAGUGUCCUUCAAGUCGAAGGUAGAAAUCAGCAGGCUGGGAGGUCGGUUGAGUGAGGUGGUGGGUCCCGUCGUGGAGGAGGCCAUUGAGCCAGGGGAUGCGACCCCGCUGACGGGACCCUCGAGGGAGACCUCGGUUCCUCGAGCACCCCCGCCGCAGCGUGUUACUCCGAGUCCGCCGAGACCGCCGCCCGUUACGUCUCAACAUCACGAGAAUCCGGGACACCAGUCCCAAAAUCCCGGGCAUCACAACCCGGAUCAUUCGCCCCACAAUCCGGGUAAUCCCGGCCACAAUCCUGGUCACAACCCCGGCCACCAAACUCAUAAUCCAGACAAUCCCGGCCACAAUCCGGGUGACUCCGGUCACAACCCGGGAAAUCCCGGUCACAACCCGGGUAAUCCCGGUCACAACCCGGGCAAUCCCGGUCACAACCCGGGCAAUCCCGGUCACAACCCGGGCAAUCCCGGUCACAACCCGGGCAAUCCGGGCCACAACCCGGGUAAUCCCGGCCAUAACCCGGGUAAUCCCGGCCACAACCCGGGUAAUCCCGGCCACAAUCCGGGUAAUCCCGGUAACCCGGGCCAUCCGAGCCCCGCUGACCAAGACCAGAAUCCCGCUGACCAGCCGGCACAAAAUCCUGGCCAUCCGACGAGUCCAGGACGAGAAGCUCCCCAUCCACACGUGAGUCGUCAACCAAGUCAGAAUCCAACCCAGCCGACACAGAGUGGCAGGGAGCAAGCACAACCAAGUCAGCAGCAGCCGCAACAAUCUCAACCGCAACAGCAACAACCUCAGCCGCAACCGCAACCACAACAUCUGGAGCGUAGCGCCAGCACCAUGGGGACCGUAUUGUCGUUCAGUCCACGAGAUCGUCGGGGAUCUGUUUAUCCACCAACGGGGCAUCAACAUCCAGCUGACUUCACAUUAAACAACUUUAAUUACGAGCAGCUAAACAAUGCGAAGAAUCGCGAAAACAAGAGCAGCGUUGCCACGGUGGCGCCGGCGCCACCCACGAAUCAUCCACCGACUAACAACAACUCGUUACAGAACAAUAACAUUAAUCUGAAUAACAACGACAACGCGAGGAUUAUCUCGGAGAAGAACGCCCUAGAGAAAAACUUGAAGAAGCAUUCACUGUUCAUAAAUGCUUUGUCGUGGAAGCGGUUCAGUACGACCAACAAUAACAAGAAGAAGCUCGACAACAAGAACAAGAACCUCGCCUUCAGGCAACCGCUCGAUAAUAUACCUAUCGUUGAUAAGAAUAAAAAUAUACAGACGCCGCAGACAAAACCACCGGCGUCAAACAACAAUCACACCACGCACAAUCCGACGUGUGAGAAAUUGGUGCAGAAACCCCUGCCCCCUGGACCAAGGAAAACUGUUAUCCAGGCCUCCACCUCGGAAUUGCUCAAGUGCCUCGGCGUCUUCCUGCACAAGAAAUGCACCCGUUUAAGGGACUUCCAGGCCGGUGACGCUGUCAUGUGGCUCAGGACUGUCGACAGAAAUCUCCUGCUUCAAGGCUGGCAGGACGUGCCCUUCAUAAACCCUGCCAAUGUAGUGUUCGUGUAUAUGCUGGUGAAAGAGCUUGUCGAUGGAGAUGAGGCAUCUGAGAAGGAGCUCCAGGCGACGGUACUGACGUGUCUUUACCUGAGCUACAGUUAUAUGGGUAACGAAAUUAGUUACCCGCUGAAGCCGUUCCUCGUCGAGGACAGCAAAGACAAGUUCUGGGACCGAUGUCUCCUGAUCGUCAACCGACUUAGCUCCGAGAUGCUGCGAAUCAACAGCGAGCCCGGUUUCUUCACAGAGAUCUUCAGCGAGCUGAAGGCCUGCGGUUCCAGCGAUCGCGGAAGUCUGUCUGGCAGUGGCCUCGAACGGAGCCUCGUCGUCUCCGGAGUCGCGGUACCCACCAAGGCAGCUUGACGGAGCUACACACACCUGCUGGUGCGCAUCGCCAGGCA
Molecule: messenger RNA, 2931 nt
Organism: Trachymyrmex cornetzi
Lineage: Eukaryota; Metazoa; Arthropoda; Insecta; Hymenoptera; Formicidae
Gene: Cdk5alpha
Product: Cdk5 activator-like protein
Exons: 4
Coding region: 1811-2893 (360 amino acids)
Biological process (GO): axon guidance
Cellular component (GO): cytoplasm; growth cone; protein kinase 5 complex
Molecular function (GO): protein kinase binding; cyclin-dependent protein serine/threonine kinase activator activity
Source: RefSeq, a predicted model, not a curated record